This is a messenger RNA of Daphnia carinata, 1390 nucleotides long. RefSeq lists its product as uncharacterized. Gene Ontology annotation, cellular component: membrane. The record is from RefSeq and is a predicted model, not a curated record. NCBI's taxonomy places the organism in Eukaryota, Metazoa, Arthropoda, Branchiopoda, Diplostraca, Daphniidae. The coding region runs from base 491 to 1288 and encodes 265 amino acids. The transcript is spliced from 5 exons. Gene Ontology annotation, molecular function: tumor necrosis factor receptor binding; receptor ligand activity. Gene Ontology annotation, biological process: immune response.
UGAAAGUGUUUCUUGAGCUCCGUACGGUACAGAUUGCCAUCUUACUCUGUUCAAAAACAAAUGAAAACUAAAAGGCUGCGUUGUCAUUUCAAAAAAAUUAUCCUCGUGCUUUUUCUAUUCUUGUUUUUAUUUUACGUAACUUGAUCGCCCACCUGUUUGAAGUCGAGACGCGCCAUAUUCAAGCAACUGAAAGAAGAAAAAUUUUCGUUUUGAAGGUUCUUAUACCUGCUUAAUUCCCAUAAAUUUCUUUGAAAAAUAGAAAAGUCAAAAUUAUUGCGACCCAUUAAAAAAUAGCAAGGUGGCAACUUUUCCCUUCCCUUCAAGUUUCCUAGAAUCGUUAUUAAACUGCAUCAUUUGUUAAUCUUUAAGUCCAGAGUUUGUUGCGAACAUAUGUAUUUCAUGGCGUUAUUUUGAUUAACUUAUUUCAGUUCUUAUUUGCAAAUACCACGAUAUCGGUCAAAAUAUAAAAACGCAGGGUGAAGCCCGAAGGAUGGAGGGAGAGAACUACAAAACACUUGGGAAAAUAGGUGACUAUGAAAUUGGCGCUAAAUGGCAAUGGAAAUUCAGUGCAGGCACAAUCCAGACAUUUUACCUGAAAACCUUGCUGUUCCUUUCACUGGUAUUAAUGGCAAGUACUUGCAUAAUUUUGGGGCUACAGUUCUCCAGAAUAUCGGACAGAGAAGCAGAGCUUCAACAGAUCAGCUUAACAAUCCUGAAACUCCAGUCUGAAGUACAGUUGGAAUUGAAAGAAAUUAAACAACUCAAGGCAGAAUUGUCUGUUGGAUCAAGAGAAAGGGAUGACGAUGAAAGCCCUGUUAUACGGGAAAAAAGGAGUAUUUCCAAAGGGAGCUACAACAUCACUGCCAUCCACCUGGAGCGGAACGUGAGCUUUUCGGUCACGGGCUCGAAUGGCAUAAUUAAUCGGUGGCAUCCACAGUGGCUCCCUGCCGGGGUGGAAAGUUUUCAACUAGAAGACCAUAAUUCCAGUUUAGUUAUUCCAAGCACUGGCUUGUACCUUAUCUACGCCCAGCUCUGCUACGCAGCAACAAAAGAUAACAACAGUUAUGAGGUACGGGUGAUUAGCCAAGGAGCGGACAGUUCCCAUUCAAAGAUCGUAGCUCAAUGUAGUGCUGGAACAACGAUCUUAGAUAAUGAGAUUACGUGCUACACCUCAGUUGUUCAAAUUCUACAAGCUAACGACAAAGUUUACCUGCAACAAAUACAAAAAAAUCGACACUUGUUAAUGGACAAGGGUCGAAGCUUUUUGGGAAUCGUUAAGUUGUCAUAAGGAAUUGCUAUUUUAUUUGAUUUGGAAUUUACCGACUUAAUCAUUGAUCCUGACGCAAUCCAGCAAAAUAAGGAAAGCAAUAAAAUUUGUGAUAAAAUCUGC